AUGAAAGUGUUGAAAAUCUUUCUUGUUAUUUUUUCUAUACUUGGUUGUUUUUCAUGGCCUAGUAUCCAGAGCGAUUUGGAGACGUACAUAGUUCAAGUUGAAUCUCCAAAAAGCCAAACUUCCGUUCAAUCAUCAAGAACGGCGUUGGAGACUUGGUAUAGUUCUUUCUUGCCAAAGACCAUAGCAACCGCUGGCUCAGAUGAAAAGCCGCGAUUGAUAUAUUCAUAUCACAAUGUGCUGAAAGGCUUUGCAGCAAGAUUAUCAGCAGAGCAAGUGAAAGAAAUGGAGAAGAGAAAGGGCUUUAUAGCCGCAAGGGCACAGACAAUAUUGCCUCUACACACUACACAUUCUCCAAAUUUUCUCGGAUUGCAACAGAACAUGGGGUUGUGGAGGGAUUCCAACUAUGGGAAAGGUGUGAUCAUCGGAGUUUUAGACACCGGGAUCGCACCUGACCAUCCUUCAUUUAGUGACAAAGGAAUGCCUCCCCCUCCUGCUAAAUGGAAGGGUGGAUGUGACUGGAACUUCUUUACAAAGUGUAACAACAAGCUCAUUGGUGCGAGGACUUUUCUAGAAAACAGUAAUUCGCCAUUAGAUGAUAAUGGACAUGGUACACACACUGCCAGCACAGCUGCUGGCGGUUUUGUGAAAGGUGCCAAUGUGUUUGGGAAUGCUAAUGGUACCGCGGUUGGUAUUGCCCCUCUUGCUCACCUGGCCAUUUAUAAGGUCUGUGAUUCGUCCGGUUGCUCUGACAGUGACAUUCUAGCUGGCAUAGAUACAGCUAUUGAUGAUGGGGUCGAUAUUCUAUCCCUUUCCCUUGGUGGACGUAGUACGCCAUUCUAUAAUGAUGUGGUUGCACUCGGUGCGUUUACUGCAACACAAAGAGGUAUUCUUGUAAGUUGCUCUGCCGGUAAUACUGGUCCACAUGAUAGCACCUUAUCAAACGAAGCUCCGUGGAUUCUGACAGUAGGUGCAAGCACUCUUGACAGGAAAGUCAAGGCCACUGUUAAGCUUGGAAACCAAAAAGUAUUCGAGGGUGAAUCAGCAUUUCAUCCAAAGGGCCACAAUCCAUCAUUUUUCCCAUUGUUUGAUCCUGCACUGAAUGCAGCUAACUUAGACAGCCGUUAUUGCGGAACCGGUACACUUAAUGACCCUAACAUUGAAGGCAAAAUAGUUUUGUGCAUGAAUGGUGGUGGUUAUUCCAGGAUUGGAAAAGGACAAGCUGUAAAAAAUGCUGGCGGUGUUGGCAUGAUUAUCUACAAUGGACCAAAUGGUGGUUUCACUAAGUUAGCCGAAGCUAACGUUCUUCCAGCUUUGUUUAUUACUUAUCAAGAUGGUAUGAAUAUUCUGGCCUACAUGAACUCAACAUCAGAACCAAUUGCGAGAAUGUCAUUCCAUGGAACAAUAAUCGGUGAUAAAGAUGCUCCGGUGGUUGCUUCAUUUUCUUCUCGCGGACCAAACUUAGCUAGUCCUGGAAUCUUAAAGCCUGAUAUUAUUGGCCCUGGAGUUAACAUUCUUGCUGCUUGGCCUACCUCUGUUGACUACAGCAAAUACACAAAAUCUACCUUCAAUAUUAUAUCGGGCACCUCCAUGUCUUGUCCUCACCUCAGCGGCGUAGCAGCAUUGCUGAGAAGCACACACCCGACUUGGUCCCCUGCAGCUAUCAAAUCAGCAAUCAUGACAACCGCUAACACAGUGAACCUCGCCAACAAUCCCAUCUUAGAUGAAAGGCUCCUUCCGGCUAACAUCUAUGCCAUUGGUGCGGGACAUGUCAAUCCAUCAAGAGCUAAUGAUCCAGGGCUAGUUUACGAUACAAAAUUUGAGGACUAUUUGCCUUACCUGUGUGGUUUGAAUUAUACAAAUGAACAGGUAAGAAACCUUCUACAACAUAGGGUGGAUUGCAAAACAGUGAAAAGUAUUUCUGAAGCACAACUUAAUUAUCCUUCAUUCUCCAUCAAACUUGGAACAAUUGCUCAAACAUAUACAAGAGCGGUGACUAACGUUGGGGCUGCAACUUCAUCUUACAGUGUGGAAAUAGGUCCAGUACCAGGAGUUUUGGUGAUUGUUACACCUUCUAUCCUGAACUUCUCAAAGUUGAACCAAAAGUUGGAAUACCAAGUUACCUUUUCAAUAAGAGCUAAUAGCUCAAACAGUGGCAUUGUUCAAGGAUUCUUGAAAUGGACUAAUAAUAAGCACUCUGUAAGAAGUCCAAUUGCAGUUGUGCUAGACACAGCAAGAUUGGAUUUCUAGCUUCUUUUUUUCUUCUUGUAGAUUUGAGGAUCUACUGAAAACGGCCUCUCUACCUUCACAAGGUGAGGUUGCGUAC
Molecule: messenger RNA, 2323 nt
Organism: Solanum dulcamara
Lineage: Eukaryota; Viridiplantae; Streptophyta; Magnoliopsida; Solanales; Solanaceae
Product: subtilisin-like protease
Exons: 1
Coding region: 1-2247 (748 amino acids)
Biological process (GO): proteolysis
Molecular function (GO): serine-type endopeptidase activity
Source: RefSeq, a predicted model, not a curated record